Messenger RNA from Linum trigynum, 429 nucleotides. Lineage: Eukaryota; Viridiplantae; Streptophyta; Magnoliopsida; Malpighiales; Linaceae. The record is from the annotation of a GenBank genome assembly.
AUGUAUCUUUUGAACUCUUCGUCUUCCAGUUUUGGCGCCGCUUUGCUCCUGCGAUUUUGUGUUCCAAAUCCCGGCAGGAGGCGCAAAGUGAUCUACGACAGCACCCAAUUCCCCCGCCAUCGACUCCUCAUUCCUUCUUUGUCGGCGGCCAAUUCCUUCUCCGUUUUGCUAUUGACGGCGUCGCGCUCCUCCUCCAAUUUUGUGUUCGAACUCCUGGCAGGAGGAUCAGCCACACUGAUCGUCUACAGCAGCCCAUUCCUCCUCCGAUUUUGUGUUCGAAAUCCCGGCAGGAGGCUCAGUCAUACUGAUCGUCUACAGCGGCCCAUUCCCCUUCCUUCGAAGCCCCAGGCCGAUCUCAGUCGGCGCAUCUUUCAUCCUCCGUCUUUGUCUUACAAAAUUUGCCGAGGAAAGUCCACCCCUGCCGAUUAA